Messenger RNA from Nerophis lumbriciformis (worm pipefish), 3088 nucleotides. RefSeq names its product dual specificity phosphatase 4 (gene dusp4). Gene Ontology annotation, molecular function: MAP kinase tyrosine/serine/threonine phosphatase activity. Lineage: Eukaryota; Metazoa; Chordata; Actinopteri; Syngnathiformes; Syngnathidae. Gene Ontology annotation, cellular component: cytoplasm; nucleus. Gene Ontology annotation, biological process: negative regulation of MAPK cascade; protein dephosphorylation; endoderm formation. The record is from RefSeq and is a predicted model, not a curated record.
UACAAUCAUUCUCCAUCCACGGUGCUUCCAUUGUUGUGCUGCGUUUUUAUGAAUGGACAGCAGGGGAGGAAGGGGCGCGAGAUUGCUCGGCCUGUGAUUGGAGACGCUGAAUGACGUCACCUCCGCCGUGACGCCAGGCUCCUCAUUCAUAAAAAAAGGAAAAGAGGAGAAACAAUCGUGGAGAGAAACACAGAGUGAGAGAAACGAGGAGGUCGCGGUAACAAUGAGCUCCACGGGAGGCGAGAUGCGCGCAUAGAGCAGCGGCGCAGCAGCGUUGGGGGCGGGAGGCGGGAAUCCACGCGGGAUCCGCCAGCAUACACAAGAGGCGUGAAGCCACAGCGAGCCUCAAGUCCGCAGAAGAAGACCGACACCAGCGACGCGCUAUGGAAGAUCUGUGCGAGAUGGACUGCACGGUGCUCAAGCGGCUCCUGAAGGAGGACGGCGCCCGGUGCUUGGUGCUCGACUGCCGCUCAUUCCUCGCCUUCAGCGCGGGACACAUCCGAGGGGCCGUCAACGCCCGCUGCAACACGAUCGUCCGCCGCAGGGCCAAGGGAUCAGUGCUCAGCCUGGAUCAGCUCCUAGCCGGCGAUGAUGAAGUCCGGGCCCACUUCCGCUGCGGAAUGUACUCGGCCGUCGUGCUGUACGACGAGAGGACGCCGGACACGGACACGGUGAAGGAAGACAGCACGGUGAGCCUCGUGCUCCACGCGCUGUGCAGGGACUCAACCUCCACUAACAUCUACUUUCUUAAAGGUGGCUAUGACAAGUUUUUCGCCGAGUACCCCGAGUUUUGUUUGAAGACCAAAUCCUUGCCCCCGCUCACGAGCCAGUCCAGUGUGGAAUCGUCGUGCUCGUCCUGCGGAACGCCGCACCACGACCAGGGCGGACCUGUUGAGAUCCUCCCAUUCCUCUACCUGGGCAGUGCCCUUCACGCCUCCAAAAAGGAAGUCCUGGAUGCCAUCGGAAUCUCGGCGCUGCUCAACGUGUCGUCCGACUGUCCCAACCACUUCGAGAACGCGUACCAGUACAAAUGUAUUCCUGUGGAAGACAACCACAAAGAAGACAUCAGCUGCUGGUUUCUGGAGGCCAUUGAGUUCAUUGACUCGGUGCGUGACUCCAGCGGCAGGGUACUGGUCCACUGCCAGGCGGGCAUCUCUCGCUCGGCCACCAUCUGCCUGGCCUACCUGAUGAAGAGGAAGCGCGUGCGUCUAGACGAAGCCUUCGAGUUUGUGCGUCGGCGCCGCAGCAUCAUCUCGCCCAACUUCAGCUUCAUGGGCCAGCUGCUACAGUUUGAGUCGCAGCUGCUGGCCACCUCGUGCGCCGCGGAGGCCGCCGCCACAGCCAGCCCUUUGCUGGGACCCAAGUCAUCCGCGGGCACCGCUUCGGCAACGCCGACGCCCACCUCUCCGUUCAUCUUCAACUUCCCGGUGUCGGUGGUGAGCACCGCCUACCUGCACCACAACCCCAUCACCACGUCACCCGGCUGCUGAUAGCCGAGCACAGACGCUCUAUGUACUUCCAGGGCUGAGGGGUCAGAGGUCACGACCUAAACCCUUACAAAACAGCUCCUCCUUCCAGUGACUGACCAAAAAUAGACUUUAAAGGAGUUUGUGUGUGUGUGUGUGUGUGCUGGACUUGAGGCAACACGACACACUCAUGACUAACAAGUGAAUAAGCUCAGUAUGAAGACAGGCUCUGUUGCCAUGGAGACCACCGGUCUUGAAGGAGAGGAGAUGGACGCAGGAAGGAAGCAGGAAUUUUAAGCACCCGCUCCUUCCUCCUUUGGCGCUCCUCCUGCUGCCACACAAAGGAGAUGGAUGGUGUGUGUGUGUUAUGGUGGGGGAGGGGGUCAUAUAAAGCAGGGGCCUCCUCAGUGACAGGUGCUCUGCUGCCUGGAGUUUCCUGUCUGUCCUCUUCCGCUCUCUUUCUCUCUCUCCCUCACAUGCACAUAAACACAAACAGACCUUCCUCUCAUCUCCUUUAAUGUUCCUCCUCUUCAUCUCAUCCCUGCUUCUCAUCUCCACCGCCUCCUCCUCCUCUCAGAUCUUCAUCUCCCUCUCUCCCCUGACCAGGCAGCACAAAUCAAACAAGGUGGAGAAAAGGAAAGCCAGUCUUUCUUUGAUGGCCAUCUCAUGCAUUUAUUUCACCCUUUAUUCUGCUUCAUCACUCACAUAUUUGAAUACAACAAUCAACAUGCAGAGUAAAUAUUUAUUUUACCAUUUAGGAAUAACAGCAGAUUAUCGCUCCCUUUUCCUUGGACCAUUGACAUGUGUGCAAAUCAUCAACAUAAUAAAUAAAUGAUAAAUGGGUUGUACUUGUAUAGCGCUUUUCUACCUUCAAGGUACUCAAAGCGCUUUGACACUACUUCCACAUUUACCCAUUCACACACACACUCACACACUGAUAAGAGAAAAAAAACCCCCCACUAAAAAUAGCAUUCUGGACAAACUCAGCGUGUUGCUUUUUUAAAACAUUACUAAAUGCAUACAUGCAACUGCUCGCUUGAUGUAUUUUUUUUUAUUUUUUUUGCCUUGAAUGCAUUCCUAUUAUUUUUCUAUAAGAAAGGUCUGUCAUGCACACACACGCACACACGACUCCCUGCAAUACUGAACUUCUAACCCUUUGAAGAAGCCAACACCAGAAGUGUAGUCUCUUUAAACUGAGCUCUUCUUUAUCCCUUCACUUUUACAAAGGGUUGCAAAAAGUGUUCCUGUUUUCCAAAAUGUGUUCACACCUAUUUCUGUAGCACUUUGAAGUGAUGCAAUACUGUAUUUUUCAUUUGCGAUGGGUUUUCUUCAUGCGGACACAGACUUUUUGUGUGUGAAAUAUGGAAGAAGAGCUGGAGAGCGAGAUCCAAUCAGAAGACAAAAAACUAAACUGCAAUACUUUGUGCAUCUUUUCGAUCUUCAGUCUGUCCGCUCAAUGCGGUUUAAACAUCACGGCAAUAUCGAACCUUCACCUGGACAAGUGUGUAUACAUUCAUACAAAACUAACUUUCUGUCAAUUUUAAUUGUGUCGAAUGAAUGACAUGUAUGCGUUUAUUUAUUACGGAACAACCACUGUUGAAUAAAUCUUGUUCUUAAUUAAA